Durotheca rogersii is the source of this 1416-nucleotide messenger RNA. RefSeq lists its product as uncharacterized. The transcript has a single exon. Lineage: Eukaryota; Fungi; Ascomycota; Sordariomycetes; Xylariales; Xylariaceae. The coding region runs from base 188 to 1261 and encodes 357 amino acids. The record is from RefSeq and is a predicted model, not a curated record.
AACAAGCCGUCAACUAGCAGCUACCUAGCUCCUUGUAGUUAAUUACUUAAUAUCGCAAAUCACGGGAAGCGAGCCAGCCAAAACGCACAAAUACCUACCUGCUAUUUGCUGCAGGCAGACCGCCAUCUCAGACCGCCAUCUUGAUCAAUUAGGUACCCUUUUCGGUAACGAAAACGAAGCCAUCGCGAUGUUCACGUCCCCAGUCCCCGAGGCUCCCGCCCGAGAGCAGCCCCAGAGAGGCACCGAGAAAGGCACCAACGACGGGCCCAGCCAGUCCGAGCUUCGUCAAUCUGCCGCCGCCAUUGCCGGCUCCGCCACGAGCCAAAACCGUUUCCCCAACGGGACGACCAACGCCAGCAUCUACCAUCCUCCCAAUCCUCGUCGAACGACAGAAACACAACGAGAAGGCAUCGUUGCAGCUAAGUGGCCGGGAGUGAUACUGCCUAGCGACGCCGCCAACUUCCCAAAGUGCAGCAGCAAGAACAGAGUCACGAUACCGCCACACCUACGUCUCGUACGGGCCGACCACAAGACUCUGGGGAAGCUAGACGAGAUUCAGUGCCGGCUGCGGAAUGCCUUGAUUCCUUACGAGCUUUGGGCAGCCCGUGUAGCCACAGAGCUAGCCGGAGACUUCCAGCCGGUUGCGAACUGCGUACGCAACCGGACGCCCUCUUGGGUAACCUUCGUGGGAGCUAUCAUCCACGUCCUGGAGAAGCACGAAGCCCCUGACAAGCCACUGACGACGUUCGCGGCGCUGUUGCCAAUCCAGGGCGAGACUCUCCUGAACUUCGUACGUCGUCUGCGCGAGGCCUUUUACCGGCUACCGCCUCGCGACCUUGAAGCAGAGAUAGUGCGAGAGCUGCUUCAGGAGGGGCUUAGGACCUACACUCCUAGCGUGUGGCUGUUCCUGAGGCGCGACAACCAGUGGAAUGCCGCUCAGAUCGUCGAAGAAGCCGUGUGCGUCGCUCAGACGAUUGAACGACAAGCGAUUGAAAGGAUGAUCUUCAGCACGCCGGCAGUUGUUACGCAGUCACAGGGCGCGGCCGCUCCUUUCUACCAUCUAGAGACCUCGCAGGCAACGCCUUCGAAGCCGGGCACAUCUCAGGUCAGGCAGCCUAGCGCCAGAGGUGCUGUUCCCGUGAAGCUGAGCGCCGCGAAGGAGGAGGACGAGGACGAGGACGAGGACGAGGGCUACGCCAUCUACGAUACGGACGACGACGAGCCGACGAGGUCGUCGAAGCAAUCGUGGACCUAUUAUUGAACGACGGCGACGACAGCGACGACGAUGACGACGAUCGUUUACACGUACAGGAUGCUAAGCCGCCGAAGCCACGCUGGGAGAGAUCAAUGGCCCAGCGAGUGCGACGACUGCGAACGAGGCUUGAGCAGUUCGCUUGAUCAGGUCGUUUGAGCAGG